Alosa sapidissima (American shad) is the source of this 5100-nucleotide messenger RNA. Its product is annotated as GTPase IMAP family member 8-like. The record is from RefSeq and is a predicted model, not a curated record. Gene Ontology annotation, biological process: protein phosphorylation. Gene Ontology annotation, molecular function: protein kinase activity; GTP binding; ATP binding. The transcript has 11 exons. Bases 340 to 3858 code for a protein of 1172 amino acids. NCBI's taxonomy places the organism in Eukaryota, Metazoa, Chordata, Actinopteri, Clupeiformes, Clupeidae.
UUUUUUUGAAAUCGACCGUCGGAUUUUGACUGAGAUGGAGAAGAAGAGGGAAGAAGAGAGAAGAGCAAAGAGAAGAGCAGAGGAGAGGAAGAUGAAGGUGCAGAAGCAGAGAGAGACUCUCAGAUCAGCAGCAGGUGGAGUUCCACACAUCUCAGACAUGAGGAUCCUGCUGCUGGGACACAGAGAUGCUGGGAAGAGUUCAUCAGGAAACACCAUCCUGGGCAGAGAGGAGUUUGGUGUCUCAGGAAGAACAGCUGAGUGUGUGAAGAGAGAAGGAGAAACGGCAGGGAGACACAUCACUAUCGUAGAGAGAAAUACAGAAGAGGAGUACAGGGACACAUGGAGCUGCUGGGUGAGAGAGUCUGGAGUCACACUAUAGUGCUGUUCACCAAAGGGGACUUGUUGGGAGACACAACCAUCGAGCAGCACAUUGAGAGUGGAGGAGAGGCUCUGCAGUGGGUUGUAGAGAAAUGUGGCAACAGGUAUCAUGUUGUAGACAAUAAGAAGAGGGAUCGUGGCCAGGUGACAGAGCUGCUGGAGAAGAUAGAAGAGAUGGUGGCUGGAAAUAGAGGCCAUCAGUUUGACUUUGAUGCAGAAAUAUGUAAAGCACUGCAAGAGAAGAAGAGAGAAGAAGAGAGAAGAGCAGAGGAGAGGAAGAUGAAGGUGCAGAAGCAGAGACAGACUCUCAGAUCAGCAGCAGGUGGAGUUCCACACAUCUCACACAUGAGGAUCGUGCUGCUGGGAAGUAAAGAACUUGGGAAGAGUUCAUCAGGAAACACCAUCCUGGGCAGAGAGGAGUUUGGUGUCUCAGGAAGAACAGCUGAGUGUGUGAAGAGAGAAGGAGAAACAUCAGGGAGACACAUUACUGUAGUGGAUGCACCAGGAUGGUGGAAUAACUACACUGUAGAGCAAACUUCUGAACGUGACAAACAAAUGAUUGUCCUCAGUGUGUUUCUGUGUCCUCCAGGACCCCAUGCUCUACUGCUGAACAUUGAUGUGAGUAUGUCAUUAAGAGAGAACCACAGAAGAGCAGUGCAGCAACACAUGGAACUGCUGGGUGAGAGAGUCUGGAGUCACACUAUAGUGCUGUUCACCAAAGGGGACUUGUUGGGAGACACAACCAUUGAGCAGUACAUUGAGAGUGGAGGAGAGGCUCUGCAGUGGGUUGUAGAGAAAUGUGGGAACAGGUAUCAUGUUGUAGACAAUAAGAAGAGGGAUCGUGGCCAGGUGACAGAGCUGCUGGAGAAGAUAGAAGAGAUGGUGGCUGGAAAUAGAGGCCAUCAGUUUGACUUUGAUGCAGAAAUAUGUAAAGCACUGCAAGAGAAGAAGAGAGAAGAAGAGAGAAGAGCAGAGGAGAGGAAGAUGAAGGUGCAGAAGCAGAGACAGACUCUCAGAUCAGCAGCAGGUGGAGUUCCACACAUCUCAGACAUGAGGAUCCUGCUGCUGGGACACAGAGAUGCUGGGAAGAGUUCAUCAGGAAACACCAUCCUGGGCAGAGAGGAGUUUGGUGUCUCAGGAAGAACAGCUGAGUGUGUGAAGAGAGAAGGAGAAACGGCAGGGAGACACAUCACUAUCGUAGAGGCACCAGGGUGGUGGUAUAACUACACUGUAGAGCUAACUCCUGAACAUCAUAAACGAGGGAUUGUCCUCAGUGUGUUUCUGUGUCCGCCAGGACCCCAUGCUCUACUCCUGCUCAUUAAUGCGAGUAUGUCAUUUACAGAGAAAUACAGAAGAGGAGUACAGGGACACAUGGAGCUGCUGGGUGAGAGAGUCUGGAGUCACACUAUAGUGCUGUUCACCAAAGGGGACUUGUUGGGAGACACAACCAUCGAGCAGCACAUUGAGAGUGGAGGAGAGGCUCUGCAGUGGGUUGUAGAGAAAUGUGGCAACAGGUAUCAUGUUGUAGACAAUAAGAAGAGGGAUCGUGGCCAGGUGACAGAGCUGCUGGAGAAGAUAGAAGAGAUGGUGGCUGGAAAUAGAGGCCAUCAGUUUGACUUUGAUGCAGAAAUAUGUAAAGCACUGCAAGAGAAGAAGAGAGAAGAAGAGAGAAGAGCAGAGGAGAGGAAGAUGAAGGUGCAGAAGCAGAGACAGACUCUCAGAUCAGCAGCAGGUGGAGUUCCACACAUCUCACACAUGAGGAUCGUGCUGCUGGGAAGUAAAGAACUUGGGAAGAGUUCAUCAGGAAACACCAUCCUGGGCAGAGAGGAGUUUGGUGUCUCAGGAAGAACAGCUGAGUGUGUGAAGAGAGAAGGAGAAACAUCAGGGAGACACAUUACUGUAGUGGAUGCACCAGGAUGGUGGAAUAACUACACUGUAGAGCAAACUUCUGAACGUGACAAACAAAUGAUUGUCCUCAGUGUGUUUCUGUGUCCUCCAGGACCCCAUGCUCUACUGCUGAACAUUGAUGUGAGUAUGUCAUUAAGAGAGAACCACAGAAGAGCAGUGCAGCAACACAUGGAACUGCUGGGUGAGAGAGUCUGGAGUCACACUAUAGUGCUGUUCACCAAAGGGGACUUGUUGGGAGACACAACCAUUGAGCAGUACAUUGAGAGUGGAGGAGAGGCUCUGCAGUGGGUUGUAGAGAAAUGUGGGAACAGGUAUCAUGUUGUAGACAAUAAGAAGAGGGAUCGUGGCCAGGUGACAGAGCUGCUGGAGAAGAUAGAAGAGAUGGUGAUGAGAAACAGUGGAGAAUGGAGUAUGGAUGAACCUCUUGAGUUUAGUGAAGUCCUACCUGAUGACUACUCAACUGGAGAUUCUGCACAUGGCUCCACUAAACCAACACCUAAACCUGAGCUCAUAAAGGCCUUUAAGCAGCUCAGCACUGCUGCCUCUACUCAGAGCUCUGGGUUUGGCUCAGCUGAGACAGGGGAGAGGAGUGGAUCUGCUGAGGAGUCAUUCAGUCUGAUCCCACCAAUCAGAGGAGACGGAGGAGGCAACACAAAAGGGGCCACAGCAGCACAACAGAAGACUCCGCUGAGACCAACACAUGGAACAACACUUACUGCUAAGAGCAGAGAUUACCCAGUGACAAAUCCUUUUGUGGAUGAAACUACAAUUGGAGUAGACUAUACAGAAUGCAUUGGACAUGGCUCUUAUGGAAAAGUGUACAGGGGAUCUUAUCAGGGAACACCUGCUGCUGUAAAGAUUAUACCAACAGGAGACAAUUCAGUGACUACAAACGAAUUCAUCAUACCUGGGCGUUUGUCUCACUCCAACAUUGUGCGGAUUCUGGCAGUAGCCAAAAGUGAGACACAGAUCCUCAUUGCUAAUGAGUACAUCCAUGGUGCUAACCUGCAGCAGAUUCUUUUUACAGACACUCCAAUUGAGUUGCAGCUCGAAGAUAAGCUGUUUGUGGCUUUAGAUAUUGCCAUGGCUGUUGAGUACAUACAUGGAAGAAAGAUCAUUCACCAAGAUCUCAAGCCAGCAAAUAUAAUGAUUACAGCAGAUAACAAAAAGGCCCAUCUGACUGAUUGGGGCUUGGCGAACGUGAAGGAAACUGUAUCCAUGACGAAAGGAAGCUGUGGCCCACUGGGUGGGACCCCUCCCUACAUGGCCCCAGAGUGUCUUGUGAAGUGUGAGAACUGCAGCACCAUGUCCGACAUGUGGUCUCUUGGCAUCACUCUUCUGGAGAUGUUCACAAACUCUAAGCCCUGGUCAAACAGUAACCCGCAAGAGCUGCGUAAGCUUCUUCUUAAAAAAAACCCUCCUCAGGCUCUGUCUAAAUUACAGCCUGCUCUUCAUGACAUUGUGAAACCACUGAUCAAAUAUAAACCCAAGUCUCGCAAAAAUGCCAAAGACCUGGUGAUACUGUUGAAGUCAAAGGUUGAUGUCACCAAAAGAUAUGGAUUCAAAUGGUAACGCAAAUUAGGUCUACUAGUGAAAGAUUAAGAGAUAAUUUCCCAGCUGUUGUAUAUGUAGACUAUUAUUACUGAUUGUGUAUUGAAUGAAGUUUGAUGACUGUUAAUAUGAACAUGUAUUACUUUACUCCGUCAUGCAUGACUGACUGACCUCACUGCAGCCAUGUUUAAGAGUCAAUGUUAAAUAGUGUUAAUGAAAGGCUCAUAUGGCAAAUGUAUCUUAACUGCAUUUCCAAGAAAAUGGCAAUGGUGAUGUGGCCCUGACCACUGAGCUGGUCUUGCUAUAGGCCUUGAGCUGGUUAAGCCCUGUUGAAAGCCAGCUCACUACAAUAUAUACACUUCAGGAGCUACUGUAAGUUCAAGCACCAGGCUUGGCCCAUGGUGUAAAUGGGACCAAUAAUUUAAAGGACAUACCGGUACACAACAGAGAGUUAUGCCACAGGCCUAUAGGAAGAAGGUCAGAUCUCUUGUGUGACUAAUAUGGAACAUUUUCCCACAGUAUAUAAUUAUGAAAACAAGAGUUUGUUAAAAUGACCUUCCUCCAGAUGUAAAUUAAGUGCUGGACUUCUGAUGAAGUCUACUGCUGAGUGUUGGUGGCAAAUGAUACAAGUUCCUCAGUUCAGUACCAUGAAGCCAAACGGAGCAUAGAGAGCAAUGAGUACAGUUGAAUGCUGGACAAUCAAUCAUGAUUCAUAGCCCAGGCAGGGGAAGGGUUGGUGGGCUGUCUUGACUGGUUUUGGCGUAGCUGACCUGAUGAGAAAAAGAUGACUCAGCCUACAUUUACAGGUCAUAGAUAUCUAUUUGUUUAUAUUUUAUGAUAAUAGAUGGAGUAGUUUUCUCUUCUUUUUUAUGUGUUCUGACGUCUUAGUCUACCUGUAAAUUAUACUGCACAAUGGAUAUCCGAUUUUUGCAAAUAAGUUGAACAAAAAGGCAAAGGUCUCCUUUUUUAUAUGAUGUGGAAAUAUUUUUGGUUCUGUAGAUGGGUGUGCGUACGAUAGCAUUCAUUCCAGCAGGCGCCCCUGUUAGUACCCAUUUAGUGCUAAGGGGAUACCCAAUUAAUCCAAUACUGAUGAAAUGGAUCGUGUCCUACCUGCCACAACAACGGUAUUGUAAGUCAAUGCAGCAUGAAAAUGACUUUGAAGCCUUUAUUUUAAGACUAAAUAACUACAUUGUAUUGCUUUAAAGUCCAGUGGCUCUUAAUGACAAAUGAGCUGUAAGUGAAACUUCAUCAUUCCUUAGUAGG